GUGUGACAUUUAUAGAGAGAGAAACAGAAAGAGAUAGAGAGAGAGAAAGAGAGAAGAAGAAGAAGAAGUGUGAGAAAUUGUAGAAUUAGCCGAAAGAAAAAAGAUGAAACACGGCAUGCACACUGGUCUCUCUGUGUACCCAUUUACGGGUAUUUCAACAAUACUCUCCCAAUUUGAUAAGGAGAUCUAAGCAAAUUUUGAUGGCGAAAACUGGGGUUUUCGAGGGGGAUCCAACGAUGGUGGCGAAGGCGACAGAGUUGAAGAAAGAGUUACAGAGACUUGUCAAUGUAAUUGUCAACCAAGACGAGGACGAUGAUGAUGACUACCAUUUCAAUGUCAACAAAAUCGAUCGAGCCACCCAGACGCUCUGUGCAUUGAAGGAAUUGAAGUCCAAGAGACCAGUCUCUUUGAAAUUGCACGACUCCUUGGCUUGUCCGCAUCAGUUUCUCUGCCCUCUUUCCAAGGAACUCAUGAGAGAUCCUGUUGUUGUGGCCACCGGUCAGACUUAUGAUAGACCCUUUAUCCAGAGAUGGUUAAAAGGGGGGAACCGAACGUGCCCUCAAACCCAGCAAGUCCUUUCCCAUACCCUCCUAACGCCUAAUCUUUUGGUUCGGGAAAUGAUAUCACAAUGGUGUAAGAGUCAUGGGAUCCAAUUACCAGACCCUGUUCAAGAUUCCAAUGAGGAUGGGUUAACAGAAGCGGACCGGGACCAUUUUCUUUCUUUGCUUGAGAAGAUGUCUUCAACACUGUCCGAUCAGAAAGAAGCUGCAAGAGAAUUGCGGUUGUUGACAAAGAGAAUGCCUUCUUUCCGGGCACUUUUUGGCGAGUCUCUUGAUUCAAUACCUCAACUGCUCAAUCCCCUCUCACAAAGCCGGUCUCAGAGUGAUGAAAUUCACUUAGAUCUUCAAGAAGACUUAAUCACAACACUUUUGAAUCUUUCAAUCCACGACAACAACAAGAAGUUUGUUGCGGAGACCCCAAUGGCUAUUCCUCUUCUCAUGGAUGCAUUGAGAUGCGGAACUAUAGAAACUAGGAGCAAUGCAGCUGCAGCCCUAUUCACAUUGUCAGCACUGGACUCCAAUAAGGCAUUGAUUGGAAAAUCUGGUGCUUUGAAACCUCUAAUCGACCUUUUAGAAGAAGGGCAUCCACUAGCUAUGAAGGAUGUUGCAUCUGCUAUUUUUAACCUAUGUAUCAUCCAUGAGAACAAGGUGAGAGCUGUGAGGGAUGGUGCAGUUAGAGUGAUCGUAAAGAAGAUUAUGAAUUGUUUGCAUGUUGAUGAAUUGUUGGCUAUCCUUUCGAUGCUUUCAAGCAAUCCAAAGGCUGUUGAGGAAAUGGGAGAUCUUGGAGCUGUUCCUUGUCUGUUUAGUAUAAUUAGGGAGAGUGCUUGUGGCCGUAACAAGGAGAAUUGCAUUGCGAUCCUCCACAGCAUUUGUUUUAGCGAUCGAACCAAGUGGAAGGAGAUGAGAGAGGAAGAGAAUACUUAUAAAACAAUCUCUCAGCUUGCUCAAAAUGGGACUUCUAGGGCAAAGAGGAAGGCCAGUGGUAUUCUUGGUAGACUGAAUCGGGCUGUCAAUCUUACCCAUACGGCAUGAUCAGGUCCCUCAAAAUUAUGUAAAUUCUACAUCUUCUUGCACUACAAUCAGCAUAUGCGGCUCACAUAUCUUGUGUGAACCUCCAUGUUGUAAAUUCUGUUUCUCCUCUGGAGUUUCAGUCUCAGGUUAAUGAGUUACAGUUACUGUGAAUAAUUAUGACUAAAGCUUUUUUUUAUGCUCUCUCUAUAUAUAUAUUGGGCAAUAAUUAAUGCACAUA
This is a messenger RNA of Camellia sinensis, 1809 nucleotides long. RefSeq names its product U-box domain-containing protein 9. Gene Ontology annotation, molecular function: protein binding; ubiquitin-protein transferase activity. Gene Ontology annotation, biological process: protein ubiquitination. The record is from RefSeq and is a predicted model, not a curated record. Lineage: Eukaryota; Viridiplantae; Streptophyta; Magnoliopsida; Ericales; Theaceae.